Messenger RNA from Apis dorsata (giant honeybee), 2887 nucleotides. RefSeq names its product Golgi integral membrane protein 4-like. Gene Ontology annotation, cellular component: Golgi membrane; Golgi apparatus. The record is from RefSeq and is a predicted model, not a curated record. The transcript is spliced from 4 exons. Bases 318 to 1730 code for a protein of 470 amino acids. NCBI's taxonomy places the organism in Eukaryota, Metazoa, Arthropoda, Insecta, Hymenoptera, Apidae.
AAUGGCGUGGCAAUUACCGCCGGCGUGGAAGGGGAACUAGAUUCACAACGUUUAACUGUAUUGUCGAGAGCUUGGUUUUUCGUCCUAACCUGUCGGUGUUACUUCGUUCGGAUCGUAACAUCGAUUUUAGCCGAGGAACAGUAGAGUUUAUCGACGAGCACGUCGUAUUUACAGUUGUCGAUCACGUCUGGUGAACCGUCUGGUUCGCGUUGUAGCGAUUUUUAUUCGUGAUUGACCAUUGCUCGCAGGACAACGCUUAAGAAGACGCGACGAUGAUGGAAAGCUGAGAAUUACGGUUUUCAUAUCGUGCACGAGAGAUGAAUGGUACCAGACUUGGUAGGGGUCGAGGUGGCCGCCUUGCCGUAUACGUGGGUUGCGGGAUGGUGGUCAUUCUCCUGGUGUUCCUCUACCGCGCCGCCACCUCAGAAAUGGCCAGGCUUCAAGAGCUUAAUGUCCAAUGUUCUCAUCAACAGGAGGCUCUUGCCGCUCAACUUCAAGUGAUAUUCGAAUACAAAGUGAGGUUAGAAAAAUCGUUGGCCGAGGAAAAGAGUUCGAACGCGGCUGUGAAACAGGAGCUUCAGCAACGAGCGUCCAGAGAAAAAUCCCUUAGAGAUAAGGACAGUAUAGAGGCGAUGCAGAGAUUCAACUCUUUGCAACAAACGUACAAGUUGCUGCAGACGGAGCAUCAGGAUUUGAAGGAGGAAUGCAAGAAACGGGACCAGCAAGCUUUAGAGGACACUAGUAAAUUGGAGACAACUCUCAGAGAGCUUCGUAGUCGGAUUAGACAGGCGAGGGAGGACAAGGAGAAGGCUUUGGAGCAUUUGAAGAACAAGUUCCUGGAGUUGGACACGCAGAAAAACGAAUUGGAGCAAAAGUACAAUGACAUGUUGAAAAAUAACGUGGACACGGAUAGCACGAUUGAACAUUUGAAAAAGGAGGUGAUUCAAUUGAAGCGCGAGCUGGAUGAAGCUAAAAAAUUGUCACGCAAAGCCACUUCUCCUGGAUCAAGCGUAUCCAAUCCGCAACCAAUAGCGUCACAAGCGAAAUCUGGAGAAGAAGAGAAUGCAGAAAAACCUGUUGAUCGGUCGCAACAGCAGCAGGUAAGUCCACCGACAAAUGACGUUAAAAAUCCGCAGCCAUUGAACGCGCCAAUCGCUCAACAAACGAUUGAGGAUACUCUGCAAUCGAAUGAGCAACGAGUGAACGAGAUGAACAACGUUCGAUUCGCCCAGAUGAAUGGAAACAUCGUCCCCGUGGGCCCUAACGAGAUGAAGGAAGCAGAAGUGUUACCGUUGCCGUACGAUUUGCAAGAGAAACGCCAGAGAAAGGAGAACGAUCAAUCCGUGAUCGAUGAUAAUCAAAUUGAGAGCGAUAAGAUCAUUGAGAGGGACGAGGAUCGCAAUGAGAAUCGCAACGAGGAACAAUUGAGACAAGUCAUUCCACCGCCCAAUCAGAACAAUGAGAAAUUCAAUGAGAAGAAGUCCUCUUCCAAUUCACCGGCAAACGAAGUGUCGCAUAAAAUUAACAAGAAUCUUGAUGACAAGAAGGUUACCACGGAUGUAUCAGAGAGUAGGGUAUCGUGGUUGAAGAAAAACGAACAUUCUGAUCUUAAUAAUGAAGUAAUGGAUAGGAUAAUUGGUCAGCAAACUUCUGAGAAAGUGGAGGAGAAAUUGGAAAAAGUUCAGAACAAUGUUGAUGGUAUUUUGAAUCAGAUUUUGAGAAUGAUCUGAGAAAUUAGGUUGAAUGAGAUUUGCGGAGUUUUGUCAGAUUCUUUUUUUCUAGGGAAUAGGCAUGGAUAAUUGUAUUUAAUGGUAUUUCUUGAAGAAAUGCCUAUCGUCUUUUAUAUAGACACGUUAAAAUUAAUUUCCAGCUCAUCUCAUGUGAGUGUUAACUCAGAUCCUAGUUAUGAUUUCUUUUGAAAUGAAGAUAUUCAAAGCGUUUUUAAAACAUGAACAAAAUUCAGAAUUAUGUGAUAAAUUUUUAACGGUGAAUUAGUUGAUAUUUUUUGCAAGAAAAAGAAAUUAUUAUAUUGAUCGUUGAUGUUGAAAAUAUAUAAUGAAUUGAACAAAUGUUUAUAUAGCUGUUCUAAUAAUAAUUGUAACAAGCUGUGAAAAAACUUAUUGGCUUGUACAGAUUAAGGAAAAGUGCCUUUAAGUGAUUGCUGAGGAACUGAGUCUUUCUAGUGUAAUAUUUUUAGUAAUAUUUAUACAUGCACGUAAUUUGCAUGAUUUGUACUUGGUGCUGUAGCUAGAUAAUUUCUUUAACUGAUCCGUAAGACUUUAAAACAAAUUACAAAAUUAAAAAAAGUAUUUUUUCUUGAAUAUGAAAUACAAUGAACAACAAAAUGUGACAAUAUAAUAUAAUAGAGAGUUUGAAAAAUUGCAUGACAGAGUAAUUUAAUUAAGUAUUUAAUAAUACUGAGAAAAUUUUGCUAAUUUUAUUUAUAAUUGGUAUUAAUUAUUAUUAUUAUUAUUAUUAUUAUUAUUAUAUAUUAUUAUAAAUGUUGAAUUAGGAUACAAAAAAUGAACAAAUAAAAAGAACAGCAAAAUUGCUUCUGAACUAUUAUAAACAACUAUUUAAUUCUAGUAUUAUGAAAUAUGAUGAAUAAAUAUUGUGUACAUUAUAUAGAAAUAUGAAUUGAAAUACGAAUUGAAAUUUUCUAUCAGAAAAAUCUAUUUUUCCUUUUCAAACUUAGACAAUCAUAAACUUAUAAUAUUGACAUAGCAAUACAAAAAAUCCACUAACUCAAAUUUAACUAAUAAUCUUAUUUACAUUCUUUUAAUGGUUGAAGGUGUCUUAAGUAUUAACAUCCUUUUUUUUUUUAAUGUAGAUUUUUUUGAAUGAAGGUAUUUUAAGUGCAAUAUCUUAGAUACUUUAUGUAAUGAAA